UGUUGAUCAUUAAUAUUAAUUAGGUCUUAUUUUUAGUCUUAACACGUAGUUGCAAAUCUACAGAAAUAUCUAGCUUGUUUGUAAGUGUAACCCGUCGUAAAGAUGGAUAAUGACAUAUUGGACUCUCUUAACGAUUUGGGCUACACCGGCCCGCUCACCGACGAAGCUGCCUUUGCCAAAGCGCUCGAAGGAGGCCCAAAAUCCCUGGAAUACACGAAACUCAUCCACAUCCUCGCUGAAGAGCUGAAGAAGCUAUGUAACCUUGAAGAGACGGUGAACAUGAUGAAUGAUCCGGAUGAAUCUAGUUCUUUCCUGCUGGAGCUUAGUUCCUUUUUGAAGGAGCUGGGGUGUCCUUAUAAGAAUCUAGUUACAGGUCACAUGUCCUCUCGCCUGGACACGAAGGAAGACAAAAUCCUGUUACUCGACUACUUGAUCUCAGAGCUGAUGGCGGCUAGGAUUGUAGGCGUUGAUCGCCCUAAAGAGAAACCGGGGAUGGAAAUAGUCAUGCAAGAAUCUCCCACCGCCAAGGACCUGAAGGAAAUCCUGAUAGCGCUGAAGUUCAACAAACCGCCACCCAACAUUACUGUUGAGAUGUUAUUUUCCAAGUUGGAGUCGAAACUCAAGGACACGAUACAGAAAGAAGGGCAACAGUUGGUAGGCAAGCCAUUAUACAAUAAAGCCAUGACGGAGAAAGAUUGGAAGGCCCUAGAGACAGCCUUCUCGGAGAUGUAUGAUGAAUACAGGCUGCGGAGAGAAACAUUGAUCACUAGGCUUGAGUGUACGGUGCAGAGUUUUGAGUGGUCGGACCGCCUCAAAACUAAGAAAGACGUCAUCCAAUCCGCGUACCGGCCGAAACGUGACCAACUGAGAAUCAAACCCGACGUCAAACUGUCAGACUUCCUAGCAGCCAGGACGUCGUUGUUGCAAGUUGAGAAAACGUCAAGCGCGAGCGUCAGGAAAAACACGCAGAGCGAUGUCAACAAAGUUAUUAUUGGACAGGUCCCGGACCGCGGCGGGCGCCCUAACGAGGCUCAGCCCCCGCCGCCCGAGAUGCCGUCGUGGCAGCAGCGCUCCGCCGGACCGCAGGGAGGCGGCGGUCGUGGCGGAGGCGGCAUGGGUGGUGGCGGGGGCGGGGGCGGGGGCGGACGCGGGGGCGGGCGAGGGGGCGGGGGCCGAGUGCAGGGCGGGUACAAUCAGGGGCAGGGCGACCAACGACCUCAAACCGGCCCGGCAGCCUUCAGCCAGAACCAGAGCCGCAACUACCAAACCUACGAGGUCCCGCCCGGCGGGUACAACAACAACCAAAAUUACCAGGGCAACCAGUACCAGAAUAAAGUUUAUUUUUGUUUGCGUGGCAACCAGGGUUACCAGGGCGGCAACCACCAAGGCGGCUACGACAACCAAGGCAGGGGAUAUGACAACCAGAGGGGUUAUGAUAACCGAGGCGGCGGUUAUCAGAACCAGGCCGGUUACCAGAACCAAGGUGGCGGUGGCUACAAAACCUACCAGACCCAAUCAUACCAGAACCAGGGGUACCAGAGCCAGGGGUACCAGGGGCGGGGGUACCAGAACGAGCACGACGACCGCAUCGAGCGGAGGGGGGGAGGGGGCGGGGCGGGCAGGGGCUACGGGGGGAGGGGGCGGCGUUAG
Messenger RNA from Cydia amplana, 1650 nucleotides. Its product is annotated as protein FAM98A-like. Gene Ontology annotation, cellular component: tRNA-splicing ligase complex. The record is from RefSeq and is a predicted model, not a curated record. The transcript is spliced from 11 exons. NCBI's taxonomy places the organism in Eukaryota, Metazoa, Arthropoda, Insecta, Lepidoptera, Tortricidae. The coding region runs from base 103 to 1650 and encodes 515 amino acids.